UCUCUGUCCGUCACAGCGUUUGUGCUUCUCUCUCUCCGUCUCUCUCUCUCUCUACCCCUCUCUGCUUUCCGCUUCAGUGGUUUGGUUGAGGAAGAAGAAGAUGCAGGCCGUCUCGAGGCGAUUAGGGCACAACUCCUCGGCUUAUCCCUCGCUCAAAUCAAUCUACCCUCUCUGCGAUUACCAUGGGUCUGACAAUCCUCGUUUCGGAUCCACACUUGCUCCCAAGGGCGUCGGGCACCUAGUCCGCAAGGGCACUGGCGGGAGAUCCUCCGUCAGUGGCAUUAUUGCUACAGUGUUUGGUGCAACUGGCUUUCUUGGUAGAUAUGUGGUACAGCAACUUGCCAAAAUGGGAUCACAAGUUUUGGUUCCUUUCCGCGGUUCCGAGGAUUCUCAACGUCAUCUAAAGUUGAUGGGGGAUUUGGGGCAGAUUGUACCUAUGAAGUAUAACCCCAGAGAUGAAGAUUCUGUAAAGGCAGUGAUGGCUAAAGCUAAUGUUGUUAUCAAUCUCAUUGGGAGAGAGUAUGAGACAAGAAAUUAUAGCUUUGAGGAAGUAAACCAUUCUAUGGCCGAACAACUUGCAAUGAUUGCGAAAGAACAUGGUGGUAUUAUGAGGUUCAUUCAAGUUUCUUGCUUGGGGGCGUCUUCUUCAUCCCCAUCUAGACUGCUAAGAGCCAAAGCUGCUGCUGAGGAAUCUGUUUUAAGAGAAUUGCCUGAGGCAACUGUCAUGAGACCUGCUGUUAUGAUCGGUACAGAGGACAGGAUUCUUAACCGUUGGGCACAGUUCGUCAAGAAAUAUACCUUUGUUCCACUCAUUGGUGAUGGGUCCACCAAAAUCCAGCCGGUAUAUGUAGUAGAUGUUGCUGCUGCUAUUACCGCAGCAUUAAAAGAUGAUGGCAGUAGCAUGGGUAAAGUAUACGAGCUUGGAGGUCCUGAAAUCUUCACUGUUCAUGAAUUGGCUGAGCUUAUGUUUGAUAUGGUUCGUGAGUGGCCUCGAUACGUGAAGGUUCCUUUUCCCAUAGCCAAGGCAAUUGCAACACCACGGGAGGUUUUACUGAAGAAGGUUCCAUUCCCCUUGCCCAACCCUGACAUCUUCAAUCUUGACCAGAUCAAUGCACUCACCGUUGAUACCGUUGUGUCUGACAAUGCUUUGACAUUCAAUGACCUUGGGAUCGUGCCACAUAAACUGAAGGGCUACCCCAUCGAAUUUCUCAUCUCAUACCGGAAGGGUGGGCCAAAUUUUGGUUCCACUGUCAGUGAGAGGAUCAGUCCUGAUGCAUGGCCUUGAGUUGUUUCCAGUUGCUCUCUCUCAAAUGCUUUUAGGAGAAAAUACUGCUGGCCUGAUAUAAUCUUGGAACAGGUUUUAUGGGUAUAUUCAUUAUCUGUGAACAUGACUGAACAGAUUUUGAGUGCAAGGGCCCAUGUCCUCCCUCUUUUUAAGUUAAUAAGGAUCGGGCAACUUGAUCUCUUGUAUGAUUCGAUUGAGCUUCAUAUUCCAGUAAAAUGUGGAUUAUUUCCAAGCCCUA
This is a messenger RNA of Punica granatum (pomegranate), 1523 nucleotides long. The record is from RefSeq and is a predicted model, not a curated record. NCBI's taxonomy places the organism in Eukaryota, Viridiplantae, Streptophyta, Magnoliopsida, Myrtales, Lythraceae.